AUGCUUUCAAAGGCGGAACAGCAUCUCAGGGCCUGUGUGACAGCUAAACAUCAAUUGGCAUUGCCUAGUUUGCCACAGUCUUUUCCGCAGGAGAACAUUGUUGAAGAACCACCAAGUGUCUCGAUGAAGGACGGCUAA
Molecule: messenger RNA, 138 nt
Organism: Echinococcus granulosus
Lineage: Eukaryota; Metazoa; Platyhelminthes; Cestoda; Cyclophyllidea; Taeniidae
Exons: 2
Coding region: 1-138 (45 amino acids)
Source: RefSeq, a predicted model, not a curated record